Molecule: messenger RNA, 1330 nt
Organism: Umbelopsis ramanniana AG
Lineage: Eukaryota; Fungi; Mucoromycota; Umbelopsidomycetes; Umbelopsidales; Umbelopsidaceae
Exons: 8
Coding region: 31-1284 (417 amino acids)
Biological process (GO): mRNA 3'-end processing
Cellular component (GO): mRNA cleavage stimulating factor complex
Molecular function (GO): RNA binding; protein binding
Source: RefSeq, a predicted model, not a curated record
GAAGCGUAGAGUAGAGACUGAUCCUCAUUAAUGAACAACUUGGCAGAAAAUGAGGUUUUACCUCUGAUAGUGAGCCAAUUGAUCGCUUAUGGCUAUUCUGCCGUAGCGAAACAAGUGGCAGACGCGACUGGAGCCGAGACCGAUAUGAUUCCGUCAACUAAACUUGCAGAAUACCUUUACUACGGAAAAGAGCAAGCCGAGCACGAAGGCAGUGAUUCGGAUUUCUCGGAUAAAGAAUCUGACGACGAGCCCAUGAAAGAGGACAAACAAGAAGCCGAAGACUUGUCAGAUGUGGAUGGUCUCGUAUUUGAUCCUGAUAAUUUUCCAGCUUCAAAACCUGCGCCAGAGUACACACAAAUGUAUUAUACACAACAUAAGGGACCUUGCUUAACAGCUGUGUUUAGCCCCGAUGGCAAGCUAGCUGCAACAGGAUCCCACGACGCGUCAUUAAAAGUCCUCGAUGUUCACAAGAUGAAGCACAGGACAGGUGAUGUUGGUGACAAGCCUGUCAUUCGAACUCUGUACGAUCACGUAGCACCUGUGAGCGAUAUUAGUUUUCAUCCAAAUGGUAGUGUACUUGCUAGUUGCUCAGAGGAUCAAAGCAUCAAGCUAUUUGAUUUGUCACGACACGGUGUAAAGAGGGCUUUUCGGUAUCUCAAGGAUGCUCAAGCUGUCAAUAGUAUAUCCUUCCACCCAUCGGGAGAUUUCAUUUUGUCAGGCACGACCGACGCCAAUGUUCGAAUUUACGAUGUAAAGACGUUUCAGUGCUAUACCAACAAUACCACCAAUACACAUAGAGGCGGUAUUACGCAGAUACGAUAUUCAGCAACCGGGCGACUUUUUGCUUCGUCGUCCAUGGAUGGUUCACUGAGAAUAUGGGAUGGCGUUAAUAGUCAAUGCGUUCGUGCCAUUGAACGCGCACAUGGAGGUGCAAUUGUAUCAAGUGUUCGUAUCACGAAGAAUGAAAAGUACAUAUUAUCUGCUGGCGCAGACUCAACUCUGAAGAUGUGGGAAAUAGCGAGUGGUAAAAUGGUGAUGGAAUACAAGGGCCAUCAGCAGCGAACAUUAUUACUGCAGCCUACCAUGACUUACAACGAGGAGUAUGUAAUGGUUGGCGAUGAAGGCUCUACGGACGUUGUCUGCUGGGACACCAGAACGGGAGUACUCCUGAAGAGACUUCCAGGACAAAACAACAACGUGAGAUGCGUAGUAGCAUCGCCUGUCGACGAUGCCUACUUGACUUGCAGCGAUGAUUAUCGGGCGCGAUACUAUGUUCGCGUAUAGUUAUAUGUACUUACAAUAAAAAAAAUUAAAAAUCAAUGGCCUUGUC